This is a messenger RNA of Hydra vulgaris (swiftwater hydra), 794 nucleotides long. RefSeq names its product transmembrane protein 186. Gene Ontology annotation, cellular component: mitochondrion. Lineage: Eukaryota; Metazoa; Cnidaria; Hydrozoa; Anthoathecata; Hydridae. The record is from RefSeq and is a predicted model, not a curated record.
UCUUUAUAUAGCUGAAUAAUUAAAAAUGUUUUUGUUUAUCUCAACAAUGAAAAAUACUUUUAAAGUUGUUUAUCGACAGUCUAAUUCAAUGAAGCUAUUUUCUGUAAAACACAACUUUUUAAACAGUGUUUUUAUAAUUCAAAAAAAAGAACUGCAUUGUCGAUCUUCACCAAAUGGAAAUCUCAAGAGAAACUUCAUGUAUAAUAUAAAUACCAGAUGCUUAUCAGACUUGAACACUAAAUGGGAUGUUUUAUAUACAUUUCCACAUAUAAAAAUUUUAGGAAUAAUAUCUCGAUUUAAAAUGUACCAGCUAGCCAUUAUGGCUGCUGUUGGUUACCCUUUGUAUACUAUGCAUUUGGAAGGUCACAUAUCUGAUGUUACAUUGGUAUAUGCUGGUAUAAGUUCUUUAGGUACAGUAUUAUUAUUUAUCAUCUAUAGUUAUUUUGCUACUAAAGUUGUUGGACAACUUGCAGUUAAUCAACACGACAAUAUUAUUAGAAUCUCUCAUUUAUCUUUUUAUGGAAGGCGAAUAGAGGAAUAUGUUGAAAUAGAAAAAGUUAUUCCAAAAAGUGAUUUUACGGAAAAUAAUGAUUUUGAAAAUGUUUUUCAAAAACUUCAUAUUGAUAAAGGAAAUAAAAAGACCUAUAAGUAUGUAUACUCGUUAAGAUAUGGAAACUUAUUUGAUCGUGAGCGUUUUUAUAGAUUAUUAGGAAUUCCGUCAUUGUGAAAUUCUAAACAAAGUUUUUUUUUUUUUAAUAGUUUAUUAAUUUAGAAAAGUUUUAAAGUUUUUUUUC